AUCUUUAACAGGCUGUAACUAUCUUACCCCAGAUGUUACUGUCAGAUCCAGGCUAAAUGGGCAGACACUUAGCCUUAGUCUGCAUAAAACUAGGAGGGAUCUAUAGGGCCCAUCUCAAACAGGGAGAGAGAGAGAGAGAGAGAGAGAGAGAGAGAGAGAGAGAGAGAGAGAGAGAGAGAGAGAGAGAGAGAGGGCUGUUGUCUCCCCGGCGGACUGAAGCGGCUGCAGAGACGUGAUCGAGCUAUGUUGGGUGUCCUCACACUUCUGUCCCUGAGCUCCCUGGUGGCCCCGGGGCCCCCAAAAGGCCGUCUUGUCCUCUGCAGGCACUGCUGUGAUGACCUGGAGCCAGCAGAGGGCAGCGGAGCCCCGCCUCCUCCAGCAGGGUUCAACCUUGUGCCAGAGGUCCACACCUACAUCAACAUGACCAUCCUCAAAGGUGACAAAGGUGAACGUGGCGACAGAGGAACUCCAGGUAAAGCUGGACAAGAAGGCCCUUCAGGCUCCAGAGGUCUCACAGGCUCAAAGGGCUCCAAGGGCCAGGCAGGUCACCCGGGAGACCCCUGCAAAGUCCAGUACUCUGCCUUCUCCGUGGGACGUCGCAAAUCCCUCCACAGCCUGGAGUCCUACCAGGCGCUCGUGUUCGACACCGUCUUCGUCAACCUCGACGACCACUUCAACAUGUUCGAUGGGAAAUUCCUCUGCCGAGUCCCGGGGAUCUACUUCUUCAACGUCAACAUCCACACGUGGAACUUCAAAGAGACGUAUCUGCACAUCAUGCACAACGACACCGAGCAGGCCAUCGUGUACGCCCAGCCCGGCGACCGCUCCAUCAUGCAGAGCCAGAGCCUGAUGCUGCAGCUGGAGCCGAAGGACGAGGUGUGGAUCCGUCUGUACAAGAGGGAGAGAGAGAACGCCAUUUACAGUGACGAUGUGGACCUCUACAUCACUUUCAAUGGAUACCUCAUCAAAGGAAGCCAAGAGGGGAACUGACGAGAGAGGGACGGCCAGGCCGAGGAUGAGACUGUGGAGCUGUGGGGAACUGGCAUGGCAGCAGAAUGCGCUUCAAUGUCAAAUUGUUUCUAUAUUUAGAUUUUUUUUUAAAGCGCUUCAGCUUGCUCCAAUAAGCUCCAAUAAGCAAUACCUCUUUGAGAAAACGUGAAGAAACAAACUGAAGACAAUCGUCCAACCAGGUAGAAAAUGGAACAGUUCAACAUUUUGGAUUUAUAUUUGUUUCUUUUCUUGCCGAGAGUUAGACGAGGAGAUUGAUACCACUCACAUCUCUUGGUAACCAGCUUAGCUCAGCAUAGCAAGUAUUAUUUUGAUUGAUUAAACUCACUGAGCAUUGAAAUUAUUGAUUUUAAUACAAGUUAAGACAUGGUUUGUCGUGCAUAAUUUGCAAUAUGUUUACUAUGACAGAAUGUCCAGAAUAUUCAUUAUUCUCGGUAAUGAAGAAACUAAGAAGCGGUUUAUGUAAUCGGCUAUGGUCAGAAAACUUCCCUUCGUGAGUUAAUAAUGUGGACUGUUGCUGAGUUUGGUGUGCGGUGCUAAAACAUGGUGCUAACUGUCCCAGAAAUAUGUAUUGGAUUAAUUUGGACUUCUUUUUUAUUGACUGAACUAUGUUGUGCUUUUAAAGUCUCCCUCCCUUUUUAUUAUAGUAUGAUGUGAAUGAAGAUAAACUGGAGGCCCAACUGCAACAUAAAGCAGUAAUGGGUACUCUGACAAGUCAAAGGUUAAUUAUAUUAAACUGACAAAUACCUGCAAUUAAUACAUUUAUUAUUAACGUUGGUACUAACAUGACUACUAUAAAAGCAUUAAUGCAGCUUUUCCAAUUGUAUAAUACUCCUAAUAAUUACACUAAUGUGCUCUGUUUGUACAUGGUUUUAAUAAUAAUGUUCAUAUCGAUAUUAACAAUGUGUAUUAUCCACAAAUUGAAUGCAGUUCCUCCCUUUGACCACUGAAGGGAUAGUUUGAAGUGCUCUCAUGUCAACCCCACAUUGAGUAAAAACUUUCAAAUAAAUAAAACAGGCAAAACGG
Cyclopterus lumpus (lumpfish) is the source of this 2034-nucleotide messenger RNA. RefSeq names its product complement C1q tumor necrosis factor-related protein 6-like. The transcript has 3 exons. The record is from RefSeq and is a predicted model, not a curated record. Gene Ontology annotation, molecular function: protein binding. NCBI's taxonomy places the organism in Eukaryota, Metazoa, Chordata, Actinopteri, Perciformes, Cyclopteridae. Bases 244 to 990 code for a protein of 248 amino acids.